Molecule: messenger RNA, 1931 nt
Organism: Trifolium pratense (red clover)
Lineage: Eukaryota; Viridiplantae; Streptophyta; Magnoliopsida; Fabales; Fabaceae
Exons: 1
Biological process (GO): RNA splicing
Source: RefSeq, a predicted model, not a curated record
UCCAUUACUCAUCAUGCUGUAAAUCGUGUUUUGCGCAAGCUUGAUUCCGAUCCCGAUUCGGCAAGGAUAUUCUUUCAAUGGGUAUUGGAAAACUAUCCUGAAAAGUUGACCUCUGAAUCCUAUAAUCAAGUUUUGAGCUAUCUCGGGUUAAGCGGAGCUGUUCAAGAGUUUUGGGAUUUGGUUGCUGUUAUGAAUAAAAAGGGUUUUGCUGUUUCCAAAUGGGUCAUAGAUACAACUUUGGACUAUUUUCAAAAGAAUGGAAUGGAUGUUGAUGCUUUCAAGUUGAAGGAAUUGUUUGAUAAUGACACUGUUGAGAGGUUAUGUAGGAUUAUCAGGAACAAUGUGUGGAGUCAUCAUGUUGAGAAACAAAUUAGGGAUUUGAAUCUUGUGUUUUCUAAUCAAUUGGUUAAGUUGGUUUUGUUCAAUUUAGAUUCCGAGCCGAAUAAGGCACUCAUAUUUUUCAGGUGGAUUGAGGAGACUGGACUUUUUAAGCAUGAUGUAUGCACUUCUAAUGUGACUGAUCGGUAUUGGGAGCUUUUUUUUAAAGUUGAUGGUGCCAUGCUGGAACAGGAGAUUUUUGAAUGCGAUGGUGUGAUGCUGGAACAUGAUAUGGAAAAGGAGACUUUCGUUAAGGUUUGGCAAAAUGGCGAAAACACCAAGAUCGAGGUGAAGAAGAAGAAGAAGGAAAACGAGAAUACGUCUUCUGAGAGAAUUCAGAUUAUGGAAUCAGACAUGACGAUUUCCAAUUUAAAGCUACUUUUAGAGGAAAAAGAACAAUGCAUUUUGCAGCAUAAAGAACUGGAAAAGAUGUUUAAAUGUCGGAUCUCACAUGAUCAUUAUACUAAGCAGGUUCAGAGUAUACUGCUAAAGCGUCUUCGAAAGAAAAGAUUUAAGUUGUCUCAGUGCUUAAAAGAAGCAAUUCAAGAUUUGGACACUGAAUUUUGCGACAAGUAUCACAAGCAGAAAGAACAUUUUGCAGAAACUGAGAAAAGAUGUCACAAAGUAUUUGCAGAUUGCCUUGAAGAAUCAACAAGGCAGCAGUUGAUGAUGCACAUUCAGCAGGGUCAAAUUGAACAGUUAAAGCUUCUAAGAGAGACAACAAUUGCUGUGUGGAAAGAUUUUGAUCGGGCGAUUCAAGUAUGUAAGGAUGUUGGUGAGACUUUUGCUAAGGUUUUGCAGAACGACGAAAACGCCAAGAUCGAGGUGGAGAAGCCAAAGGAAAAUGAGACUACGUCCGUUGAGAGAAUUCAGAUUAUGGAAUCAGACAUGACAAUUUCCCAAUUAAAGCAACUUUUAGAGGAAAAAGAACAAUGCAUUUUGCAGCAUAAAGAACCGGAAAAGAAGCUUAAAUGUCGGAUCUUACAUGAUCAUUAUAUGAAGCAGGGUCAGAGUACACUGUUAAAGCGUCUAAUAAACAAAAUAUUUAGCAUGUCCGAGGACUUUGAAGCAGUAAUAAGAGGAUUGGAGAGUAAUUUUCACGACAAGUGUCAGAAGCAGGAAAAACAUUUUGCAGAAACUGAGGAAAGGUGUCGCAAAAUAAUUGCAGAUUGCAGUGAAGAAUCAACAAGGCAGCAGUUGAUGAUGCACAUUCAGCAGUGUCACAGUGAACAGUUAAACCAUCUUAGAGAGACAACAAUUGCUGUGUGGAAUGAUUUUGAUGGGGUGAUGCAAGCAAUGCUGAACUUUUUAUAUACAGAUUAUGGUGUGAUGCUGGAAGAGGAGAUGUUAGAGCUGACAGGAGACUCCGAAAGCAGCUCUAAUUCUGACUAAACAUGAUGAGGGUCAGAAGCUGGAAGAGGAGUGAAGCUUUCUAACUUUUUAUUUAAUGGUCAAAACUAUCCUUAAUUUAUUUUAAUAUUCCAAUAUUAUCCCUAUCAUAAUUUGUAUUGUUAAAUUAUCAUUGUUGUUUCUUAUGAAUAAAUAAGUGACUU